GGCGGGAGCAGAACGCCUCCGGCGGCGGGUUGGGCCCUGUGUCAACAGCCGAGCGGGCGCUCCGGCGGGAUAUGGCGGGCUGUGUGGCCCGGCGGGCCCUGGCCGUGGGCAGCCGCUGGUGGUCCCGCUCGCUAACCGGGGUCCGGGGGCCGAGGCCGCUCUGUGCGUCGGGUGGAGCUGGGGCCUUCCCACCAGAGGCGACCACGACGACGCGGAGGCACCUCUCGUCCCGAAACCGACCAGAGGGCAAAGUUUUGGAGACGGUUGGUGUAUUUGAGGUGCCAAAACAGAACGGAAAAUAUGAGACCGGGCAGGUGAGUGCUGGGCUGGGUCAUCUGUCAUUUUCUUUUCUUUCUUUCUUUUUUAAAGAUUUUUCCAUUUAUUUGUGGGUACCCUUUCCAAUCAGCAAAGGUUUGCAGAACACCGCCCUGGUCCUGGCACUCAGGCACUCUGUGAAUGGACUCUGGAAGGGCUAUUUACAGAGGAGGUCCUAUGCCCGGCAUCUUUGCCCAGUGACCUCGGAUGUUGAGUGUGAGGUUCUCUUUCCCAGAAGCAGAAUGCAAGGCCCACGUCAGUGGCUGUGCUCCGGGAGGUGGUACUGGCCCGCAGUCAUUGUGGGAGGCCGGAGGGGGCAUCGUCCUGAUGAACUGGCAGCGUGUGGCCCCGGGGUACAGGGAGCUGGCCCGGCCUUACGGAUUUUGCCUGAACCCUCCCAGGAACCCGUGUUAUCCAAGGAGCAGCCCGCAUUCCAGUAUAGCAGCCAUGUCUCCCUGCAGGCUUCCAGCGGCCACAUGUGGGGCACGUUCCGCUUCGAGAGGCCUGAUGGUUCCCACUUUGAUGUCCGGAUCCCUCCCUUCUCCCUAGAAAGCAAUAAAGAUGAGAAGACACCACCCUCGGGCCUUCACUGGUAGGCCAGCUGAGGCUUGAGUGCCUAGGCUCGGCCCCUGAAGAACAGCUCUCAUCCCACAAUUGCUGCAGAACUCUCCACCAUGGGCCACAGUGGGUCUCUUUAUCGUUUGCGCCAUUUGAUUGUGGGGUUCUUUUUUGGUGGGUGGGUGUAAUCGUUUUCUCCAGAAGACCUGUGUAGGACUCCUCCAAGGCUGGCCUCCCCCGUAAGCCCUGGCUACACUGUGUUCCAGUAAACCUUUCCACCAGGACGUUUGUGUUCAGCUGCCACAGGCCUGGGGUUUCCUGGCCUGUCACACAAGUUGUUUGGAAUAUGAGGUUUGGUCAAUAAACCAGUGCACACCUGGCCCCCCUCGCCAUUUCUGCCCCCGGGGUCUCAGGCUCCCUUUUUGACGCAGUGGGGGCCCUUGGUUGCUGUCCUUGCUGCCUUUCCAGCAAACUGCCCCAUCUACUAGAGUGUAUCUCUUUCUCUCCUGAGGCUGGGGCUUGGCUGGACGUCUCCCAGGGUCACUGUGCCUCUCAGCCAGUGGGGUGGGGACUAGACUGGACUCCUGUUGUCUUCUUUACCCUCUGCCAGAUGCUGAGCAGGAGGCCAGCAUCAGGCUCGGGCUCUCAGCACUGGCCACCAUUGACAUCGCUGGCCUCCUUGGGCCUGGGAAGGAGUGAGGCAAGCAGUGUGAGUUCCCUGGAAUAACAGGCCUGCCAGCCGCGAGCUUCUAUCUGUCAGGCCUUUCCAGACCGCAAAUGCAGAAACUUAGCCGAGGAGGGGACUGAGCCAAGCUACUUUCUGAGCCGCUCGCAAAUCUCCAAGAGCCAGAGAUGAAAUGUGCUGCAUUUUCCCCCGAAUCUUAGAGAUUCCUGCUUCCCUACUACCAUAGUGAUUGUUAAAAGAGGUCGUUUUAUUCUUGAAAAAUAUUAAAUCUCAGUUCCAGCCCUUA
Leptonychotes weddellii (Weddell seal) is the source of this 1844-nucleotide messenger RNA. The record is from RefSeq and is a predicted model, not a curated record. NCBI's taxonomy places the organism in Eukaryota, Metazoa, Chordata, Mammalia, Carnivora, Phocidae.